AUGGGCGACUGCUCGUUCCAUGCAGAGACGCCUUCAACAACUCCCGCCUCAAAAAUACAACAACAAUCACCGCCUCAACAACAAAGUGCAAAAAAUGAUCCGAGUUUAUCGAAAAUCCCAUUAAAUUCAGCAUCAACCACCAAAGACGAUGAUGGAGUAAUGGUGACUGAUGAUGAUGAUGAUUUAGUUUUUGAUGAAGAGGAAUUUGAAAAUUCUGAAUCUGAAAUAUUUGAGAACAAUGUUCAAUCGUCCAAGCAACAAUCAGCUGAUUUUAAAAUUGCUCAAGUACCAGUAGUUUUUACUGGUAAUCUUUGGGAAGCUUAUCCUUGUGAAGCAUUAAUGAUUGCUGCUCUAUUAGGAUAUUUAAUUAAUUUUCUUAUUGGUCGUACAAAAAAUUCAAAUUUAGCAACUGUAUUUUAUAAUACGCAACGAAAUUUAUUAGAAAAAAAUUUUACUGUCGUUGGUGAUAAUGGUCAAACAAAAGAUUUAAAUAAAACGAGUACAAAUAAUUUAACAGACGAACAAAGUAGUAACAACAGUUUAGUUAAAGAAUCAGAAAAUUUAUAUGUAUUAUGGUGUUCGGGUCGAAUUUAUAUUGAAAGUAUGCUUGUUGAACUACGAUUUAUUAAACGACAAUGUUUAUUUAAUUUAAUGGCAUCUGUAAUUAAAUCAGUCAACGAUACCGUUGUUUAUACAAUUGAUUAUAGUAAAGAUGAUAUCGAUACAUUUGUAUUUUGUUUAGCACGUAAAAGAUGUGCUGCCAAAUUACAUAGAGAUAUGAAUGAUUUAAGUCAAUUUUGUUCAGAACGUAAAAGUGCCGAUAAACGAGGAUUAGGUGCAAAUUAUCAAUUGUUAAAUGAAAUUGGAGAAGUAGCAACUACUCUAAUUGAUUCACAUGUGACAAAUUUUAUUGACCGAUUUCCUGAAGCACUUGAAUAUAUUCACGUUAGUGACCAAUAUACCGGUACAAAAAAUGCCGAUCAACAACAACCUCCUUCAACGACAAAUACUUCUGCUCAACCAUCGACAACAACCACAGCCGGCUCUACAUCUCAACAACAAGAUGCAUUAAAUACAAGUGAACGUUCUGUACGUCGUGUUCUAACUGUUGCAUUUAAUAUUAAAACAAAAAAAGAUCAAUCAAUCGUUAUUAAUACAGAAAAUACCAUUGAUUAUUUACGUCUCGUAUUACAUUUAAUUGAACGUAUACAUAUCUCACAUUUUUCAUUGAGUAAAGAAUCAAAACUCAAAGCAAAUAAAAAUCGUCAACGAGUAGAAGAACAAUUUUUAAAAUCUGUUUAUCAACAACGUCAAGAACAAGCACAACAACGACGAGAAGAAAAACGUCGACAAGAAAAAGAGAAAAUAAUGCAAGAUAAUGACCCUGAAAAACAACGAAAAUGGGAAGAAAAAGAACAUAAACGUGAAAUGAAACGAAAACAGCCAAAAAUGAAACAAAUGAAAACUUAUUCAGACAGUCUCAUGGCUUUUCUUCCUGGUACACAUCGAUUUCUUGAUCCAAAAUGUAAUCAGGUAUUAGAUGAUUUUUAUGAUUGUGUGGAAAAUAAAAGUCGUUUAAUGGGAAACUGUGAUAAUUUAUUAAUAAAAAUGUAUAAAUGUAAAAAAGAAGAUUUAGAAGCGCAUCGUCAAAUGAAUCGUGCUCAAACAGAAAAACAUCGACGCGAACAAGCUAUUGCGAGAGAUGGAAUUAUACAAGAAAAAUUAAAAAUAUUAAAUCGUUUAAAAGAUAGAAAAGCGGAAGAAGAAAAACAAAAAGGCAAUAAUACAUAA
Molecule: messenger RNA, 1791 nt
Organism: Didymodactylos carnosus
Lineage: Eukaryota; Metazoa; Rotifera; Eurotatoria; Philodinida; Philodinidae
Source: the annotation of a GenBank genome assembly